AUGGCACGUAUGGUUGUGCUAGGAUGCUGUCUCGUUAUUAUACCGGCCAUGGGUAAGUUAACUUCACUUUUUUACUGUGUUCUAAUAUGAUCACUGCUCAAGAGAUGAUUCGAUUUUCUUGUAAUACCGUAGUUUUAUAUAAGGACAGUGAACUCGCUAGCUCAGAAGGUCAGGCGCACUUGUUUUUCUACCGAGAAAUAAAUAAAUUUAACAGCUCAUUUCAUCGAGUCGCAGCUAUGGUGGAAGAGCUAGUCCGUACCGGCGGGUUUCAAACUUGCUCCCGUUUCGCCUGUAUAGUAUAAAUUUGAAAACAGCAGAUUCAAUAGCUCUACUCAAGUUGUACACCAGUUUUAUGGCGCAGAGUGUAUCGAAAAUGAAGUCUCCUGGCUGACAAAGAACAGGCUUUUCGAGGUCGAAACGUAGCAACGUGUCAACAUACGAAGUAAAAAAACUUGCAAUGGUUGUUCAUACUUCGCCCAAAGUGUCACGAAAUUUAUGUUUUUUGGUUACGUAUACAUAAAUUUACUUUUCCCUUAUAAUGCUAUUUCAUCAUUCAUUCGUGGGCGAUAGUUUAAGGACGAAUGCUUUUGGCCUCAUUUCAUAAGCCAGGUUCUUCUUGUUAUCAUUUUUCGGUACAUAAAGAAACUGCUAUUAAUAAAUAUACAGAAUUCGUUGUGACACUGAACACUGGCGAAAUAUUUAUUGUUGAUGACAGUGCUGUAGAAAUACUAUCUUAAGGUCCUUAAGCUGCGUUAGUUUUGAAUGAAUUUUGUUGUGCGUACGUCCUAUCAACUUAGUACUACGUUCGAUUGCCACUGACGCUACAGCACGUAAUUCUGAAGAAGUCACGCGACAUUUCAAAAUGCCCCGAAAAUCAACAUUUCCCACAACAAAACUACCUAAAUUUUUUCCAAUUGUUUUCUAAUUUCAUGUAAUUUGGAAUGAAAUAUAUGUUUCCGAACAAUUGUGAAAAGUAACCUUUUCCCCGUCGUUUAUUAAUUAUUAAGAACUAAAAAUUGCGAACAUUUUUUGAAUAAAGAUGUCGGUUGCUUGAGAACUCUUAAGACGUCUUCGGUUAUUCCGUAUCUAGGUUAAAGUGUUUACAUUCUCAGAAUGUUUCUUUUGUGUGUGUAUGAUGAUGUGUUAAAAAUAUUCGAUAAAAUGUUCGUGUUGCUACGAGCAACAUAGAACUAACUAUACUCUGUAUCAGCUAUUCUCCUGUCGUCAGACGAAUGUAGUAUUUAAUAGCACUCUUCCCUUCCUUUUCCUUUCUCGGGUCAUGUGGUGAAGGAGUAUUUUUCUUUUUAUCAUCGCCCCCGCAGGGAUUUCGAAGAGAGGGCGAAAUCUCGAGGAGGCACUCUAGUAACUCGCCCGAAUAUCAAGGAACGUACUUACAGUUCAGGGCCCAGUUCUUCGAAGGCCGAUUAGCGCUAACCCAGGGUUAAUUUUUAACCCGGGUUUCUUUUUCUUUUUUAAAAGCAUUUUCUCGAAUAAUUUUCUCUCUUCUUUAUAGAGCAUUCAUACAAGGAAUUUGAUGACGAAAAAAAAAUUCAUGCGGCUUGAAAAUUCCCCACCCCCCCCCCAUAACUUUUCUAAUGGUCCAUUAGGAUGACAUUAGGUAGAUUUUGUGACAUUUAUUGUACAGUCGUACUUCGAUACUCUUUUGCGUUACGUGUUAUCUGUGACAUUCUGUGGAGCAGUUGUUUUGCCAGUUAUGGACCAAAAGACACACCCGUUAAGCCAGUAGAGGUUAUAAGAUGCUGAGAGAGUUUGCCGGACAGGAGUUCACAGAUCUUCGGAUUGGAAACAAUUCGCCAGACACUCUUCCUUUCUCUUAGGGGGAAUAAGACUCAGUCCCAAACACUCAAGACGAGUGAAUUUAGCAGAACUAUAGUCUCGGCUACACGGCCUUUUUUAGUGUUGUCACGCAACGCUCCUCCCGGGAGAAGCGUUGCGUGACGACACUAAAACCGGCUGUGUAGCAGACUAGCAGAACGAUGGAAGAUUACAGAAAUUCACUGACAAUCAAAUUCUGUGCUGAUUGAUUCCCUGCUCACUUAUCCUUCUAUAAAGUUUUAAAAAAGACUAGAACGCGCGAGCGUGAAUUGAUCAAACCUUUUAAUUUCUCCGGCAAAUAAAAUGAACUGAACUUGCAUGGCUCAAUUUGACUUGUAACCAUGCCCCCCCGGGCACACCCGCGGAGAUUUGCAAUAUAUUUUUUUCUUUCAUGGAGGUCUCAGGUUCCCCACCCCGGGCACGCAGAAAGUAGAUCAUUCCCCACCCCCAAGCUCCUGAUCGACCUCAUCUACGCUUUUUGCGUCCCUUACGUCGAUGUUAUUUUGUGUUUGCGUUUUAUUGGGAUACCCGAUAAAAAAGCCUCUGCAGAAGAGAGAGACUCUACUAUGAACUAUGCCAACUACACACACCUUGUUAUCAUGAUCGCAGAGCGUGAUAACACUCCGUAUAACUUGAAUACUAUACUUCUAGCAGCGAUCAUUACUUUAACAGCACAAUACGGUGGAAGCUCUCCAGACGGACACUCUCGUAAGCGGACAGCUCUACUUACGGCCACCUUCACACUACAAGAGCCCGUUUUCCUCAACUCCCAUACAAACACUGUAUUUUUACAAUCCCUUGAGUGGCCAGCUGCAGCUACGGACACCUUUUUCGCGUCGCAAGGGUGUCUACUUACGAGAGUUCCACUGUCGCGUGGGGUGAUUUUCACGCGCGCUAGCGAAUCCGAUGUUGAAUCAACACAUCAGCCUGAAAUCAUCAACCAAUCGUAACUAAGUUUCAUGACGCUAGGUGAAACAUGAUUCAUUCAUCCCCGGUUGACCACAGACUGAAUUAUCGCUCAAGUAAAAUAUAAUAUUUCAAACUCAGCUUAAUUUCAUUAGAAACGGGUUGACUGUUUUGUGAGAAUUUACCCGCGGAGAUUUGCAAUAUAUUUUUGUCUUUCUUGGAGGCCUCAGAUUCCCCACCCCCGGGGUUUCAGAAAGUAGACCAUUCCCCACCCCCGAGCUCCUAAUCGACCUCAUAUACGUUUUUUGCUCCCUCUUUUUGAUCCGUACAAGAGAAAAACGACACGUUUUCAAAACUUUUAUAUCCGUUUUCCAGAGUUUAUUGAGAGAGGGAUAAUGGAUGUCAUGAUGUAGUUAAAACAUGAACAAUAAAUAUGAAAACGAAAACGAAGAAGAACAACUCUUUAAAAAGCGACUCCUUGAUAGAACACUUCAAUAAGAACACUGGACCGAAUCUCUGAUUCUCUCUCUAUAUAUACUGUGUAUCAAAAGCCAGGAGCCGAUUACUAUCGGCUCCGACAGUCAUCGGCUCCUGCAAAAGCCUUGUAUUCGUUUUGAUAUAAGUUUUCUUUUCAUUAUUUAAACUUGGCCUGAAGAAAUAUUUCUGUCCUAGUUUCCAGAAAAUAAAGUCCAUUCGAGUACGCAUCAUAUGCACAUUCGUUUCAGAUUUUAAAACAUACUUUCAGACUUAAAUUUUGAUAAGUAUUUCCUCUCCAACCACUCUCCGACAAAUUCCUGCGUUUUUCCAUAAAAAUCACGUAAUCUUGAGGUCCACAGCCAUCGUGUAUACCGCGCGAGAAAUGACACGUACUUCUCAAAAUCAAAGAGGAGAUAUUCUUGAUUUGCCUCACCACCACUACGCUUGCCCCAGGACAGGACCGCUUCAAACAAUUCCCCACCCCCGGGCCCGAGGGGCUGGACUUGUCCCGGGGGUUGCCCGAGGGGGAUGGUAACAGCUCAAAUUGAACCAUGCACGAAAGUGAAAGAGAAAUAGCGAAAAAUUCAACUUCCAAUUAAAUAUUUUUUUGUGGUUUCAGAAUAAUAAUUCUCGAAACUGAGAGUGUUUUGAUCAAAGCUGUGUAAAUCGAACUGAAAGAGUGCAUGGAAUCAUGCGUUUCCCGUUUUUAUCUCACCUGUUGUAUGGAAUAUGUGUGAAAAUCUUCAUUAUGAAUCGGUAUAAGAGCUAUACAACGAGCAAGAAUGCUAUUGACCAAUAGUAUGCAGAGCGGAGACAGCUGUAGUGUCAACUAUUACUAGCUAUUAUUAUUAUAAAACUUGAAAGUGCAACCUGUGUCACAAUGUUUUCUUGCAAAUUGUGUUGUAAUUCAAUGUAGGCGCGUACAUGCGAGAGAUAGCCUGCGUAGCAAGCGUUUCCGUGCGGUUUAGGAGCAAAGAACGAGGAACGAGAGUCAAAGACCGCGCAAAAAAUGGCGUUAGUAAAAGAGCGGGGAGGGGGUGGGGAAGAAAGGAAGGAAACGCUUUCAGACAAACCCCGGGAUUUUGAAAACCGCCCACUCCGCCCUCUUUCAGUUUUUGGCUCUUGUUUCAUUUCUCGCGCGGCCAAAACCGAGAAUCCCGUUCCUCGGUCUUUCUUUGCUCCUAAACCAAACGGAAAGGCUUACUACGCAGGCUACGCGAGAGAGGGAGAGAACAAAUAGAUAGGGAAAAGGAGAAAGAAAAAAGUGGUUUUAUAGAAUCACCACGUGACCAGAUUUUCCCUUUACCUGUCAUUUACUGUUCAUUCUAUGUAAACGAAUUUACCAGCCUCACAUUAAUAUUUCAUCCAUAAGAAUUAGUUUGCACAGUUUUUUCUAUUUUGAAAAAUCGUCAACUUGAAAUUGACGUUUGCCUUUUGCUGUAAACGUCAUUUCAGCUAUCAUAAGAUAUCGAACAAUUAUUUCAGAAGGCACGGCCUCCCUUCUUCAAGGUCUUACAUACAAGGAUAGAUAAGGUUAAGCUAAGACGUUACAAUUUGAAAUAAAUGAUAGCUUGCGGUGUGAUACUAUAAUAACACGUGAAAAAAAAGGUAAAAGUGAACGUUAAAAGUGAUAUGAAACAAAUACUGUUGAAGCACUCUAUCCUUUAUUUCAAAUUGUAACGUCUUAACUUAACCUUAUCAUUGUAUGAAAAACCCUGAAGAAGGAAGGCCCCCUCUUCCGACGUAUUAAUAACAAAAAAUAUAUAUAUUCCCGACUGUAAAAUCAGCCUUGCCGAUGGUCGCGAUGCUUCCAACAUACGCCACAUCGCCUUUAUUCAGCGCGGGCUUUCUACUCUACUACUCUCUCCUCCGCAGGGGCCUCUUUGUAUCGUUAGGAGUCUUGGGAGAGGGGAAAAGAAAGCGCGCAGGGGGACUUCCCAUUGUCCCCCGCGCACUAGCUAUUUUUCGAUUAUUGCUAUUUUUAUUGGGUGAGAAAGUGCCCAGCGGUUUUCUUGAUAACAAGGGUUUGUGGGGGUUGCUCAGUCUCGUGGGCUCACAAAGCCCCCCUUUGGUCGAUGUUAUUUUGUAUUUGCGCUUUAUUGGGAUACCCAGCAUGAGCCUCUGCAGAGGAGAGAGACUGUACUACUACACACACCUUGUUAUCAUGAUCGCAGAGCGUGAUAACACUCCAUAUAACUUGAAUAGUGUACUUUUGGCAGUGAUCAUUACUUUAACAGCACAAUACGGUGGAAGCUCUCCAGACGGACACUCUCGUAAGCGGACAGCUCUACUUACGGCCACCUUCACAUUACAAGAGCCAGUUUUUCUCAACUCCCAUACAAACACUGUAUUUUUACAAUCCCUUAAGUGGCAAGCUCCAGCCACGGACACCUUUUUUGCGUCGCGAGGGUGUCUACUUACGACAGUUCCACCCUCGCGUGGGGUGAUUUUCACGCGCGCUCGCGAAUCCGAUGUUGAAUCAACACAUCAGCCUGAAAUCAUCAACCAAUCGUAACUAAGGUUCAUGACGCUAGGUGAAACAUGAUUCAUUCAUCCCCGGUUGACCACAGACUGAAUUAUCGCUCAAGUAAAAUAUAAUAUUUCAAACUCAGCUUAAUUUCAUUAGAAACGGGUUGACUGUUUUGUGAGAAUCGGGGCUAAUUGUAAACGUUUUUGCAUCUUGAUUUUCCAGUUUUUUUNUGAUAACACUCCAUAUAACUUGAAUAGUGUACUUUUGGCAGUGAUCAUUACUUUAACAGCACAAUACGGUGGAAGCUCUCCAGACGGACACUCUCGUAAGCGGACAGCUCUACUUACGGCCACCUUCACAUUACAAGAGCCAGUUUUUCUCAACUCCCAUACAAACACUGUAUUUUUACAAUCCCUUAAGUGGCAAGCUCCAGCCACGGACACCUUUUUUGCGUCGCGAGGGUGUCUACUUACGACAGUUCCACCCUCGCGUGGGGUGAUUUUCACGCGCGCUCGCGAAUCCGAUGUUGAAUCAACACAUCAGCCUGAAAUCAUCAACCAAUCGUAACUAAGGUUCAUGACGCUAGGUGAAACAUGAUUCAUUCAUCCCCGGUUGACCACAGACUGAAUUAUCGCUCAAGUAAAAUAUAAUAUUUCAAACUCAGCUUAAUUUCAUUAGAAACGGGUUGACUGUUUUGUGAGAAUCGGGGCUAAUUGUAAACGUUUUUGCAUCUUGAUUUUCCAGUUUUUUUUUUUCUGCGGAUGACAUGAAGCUACACGUAUAGUUAAGAUUUUAAGGACUCCAACGUGGGAUCGUACUCGGUCAUGGCACAGGUUUUUUCCGCGUCACCUGUCUCUUAUUUCUUUUCUAUUUGAGUCGCAAGUCGUUAAGGUUGUUGGGAAUUAGAGACCCUCUCCUCUUUCUUUCUAAGGCCAAUGAGCAGAAUGGAUGAGCUUAUUAAUGUUACCCCUGAAGCUGAGAAAAGGCCAUUGUGUUUAUCGACCUUAUAGAAAAAACGCUUGCUUUUCUUGACUAGCUGGGGAGAUGCCGAUAAACUGCAUGUAUAUUGACUUCAGAAAACUUUUGUUCUACAUUAACCUGAGAAAACAUCCGAUAUCUCACGACGCCACCACUAUCUUCCCGGGUAAUGACCUCUGAAGAACAAGCGCUGAAAGUCCAUACUAAUGACGUGUCACUACCCAGAUCUUGCAUCUGAGUGAUGAGACAAAUUAUCAACCAAUUGGAAGCGCUGCCCAGAUGUGGACAGUGACACGUCAUCAGUGUGGAAUUACUGCCCUCGUUUCUAAGACGUUAUUUCGUAGAGCAACUAGUGGUGGCGUCGCGAAAUGUCGGCUGUUUUUUUCUAGCUCGUUCUACAUUGUUAUUGAUGUUAUUUUUGUUUUGUAUUUUUUUUUUAAGUUUGGUGUCUUAAAUGUUACCGCUGUUAUGAUGCAGUCACGCAAUGUCAUCCCAGCGGUAACAGGUCCACAGUUCUCGAGUGCACUCCGACAAUGAAUCGAUGCUACAUGAGAAAAAUUACGGAAAAAGAAUCUGAAGACCAAUUGGACGUAGGCUGCACGAAUGAAGCUGGGUGCAUGAUACACGAUAAACAAUGUGCCAGCUCUGGAGACUGCACCUCUAGUUGUUGCGAGUCUGACCUUUGCAACAGCGGCCUAUCGAGCAAGACAUGCGCAAUUUCAAGUUCUCUUCUAAUAACUGGAUACUUCGUAAUCAGUUUUUUGUUGUGAGUUUCUUCCGUUCAUCAAGACAUCUUCCAGGAAAAAUAACAAGGACGAAAAAUUCCCUGACAAGAAUUAA
Molecule: messenger RNA, 7507 nt
Organism: Porites evermanni
Lineage: Eukaryota; Metazoa; Cnidaria; Anthozoa; Scleractinia; Poritidae
Source: the annotation of a GenBank genome assembly